AUGGGAAUGCCAUUAUUGAACUAUCUGAAGAAAAACCACAUAAACUAUGUUUCGUCCAAAGUUGAGAAAAAACUCUAUGCUUAUGGAAGUCAAAAACCUCUGAAAGUGGCUGGGAUCUUCACAGCAACUGUGAAAUACAACCAAACCGUCAUUCCGGAUGUGGAAUUCGCGGUCAUUGAGGGAGAAGGACAAGCCUUACUUGGUAGAGAUACAGCUGUGCAGUUGGGCAUGUUACAGAUCGUUAGCAGUGUUAGUGAAGCUGUUAAUCUGGACAACAGAACUGUUUUUGAGAAAUACCCUAAUGGCUUCAAAGGAGUAGGAAAGCUGAAAUCCUUUCAACUAGAAAUACCAAUCAACCCAGAUGUUGAGCCAGUAAUACAGCCUAUGAGACGUAUACCCUACAGUUUGCGCGACAAACUCGACAGGAAGUUGGAUGAGCUACUCGAUUUGGACAUCAUUGAACGCGUUGACAAGCCAUGUGCGUGGGUGUCUCCAGUGGUUUGUGUACCCAAACAUUCAGGUGAUGACAUUCGACUCUGUGUGGACAUGCGCCAGGCCAAUACGAGUCCGUCACCCUAUUCCUCAAUUGAUGAAAUUUUGCAUGAAAUGAAUGGUAGUACUGUUUUUAGCAAACUUGAUGUUACUUGGGCAUAUCACCAGAUUGAGUUAAAACCAGAAUCUCGAGAAAUUACUACUUUUGUAACACAUAAGGGUUUAUUUAGAUACAAACGUCUUAUGUUUGGCAUUAGUUGUGCCCCAGAAAUGUAUCAAAAGGUCAUGCAACAAGUGUUGCAAGGGUGUGAGAGGGUGCGCAAUAUUAUGGAUGAUAUCUUUGUACAUGCAAGUAGUCAAGAAAAACAUGAUAGAUGUCUUGAAAAUGUUGUGAGAGUGUUGUAUGAAAAGGGGCUUACCUUUAACAGGGACAAAUGUGAGUUGACUAUGUCAGAAGUUGUAUUUAUGGGUCAUGUUUUGUCUGGUCUUGGCAUACCUCCGUUUGAAGCCAAAGUCAAAGCCGUUGUCGAAGCACGCGAAUCGAAAACUUCGAAAUUGAAGCGUCGUCUGGCAGAUGCCAAAACGUUGGGUUACUAUGACAAAUCUGCGCCGACUAAAGUUAUAGCCGAUGCUAGUCCUGUAGGACUCGGGGCGGUGCUGGUGCAAGAACAAAAUGUUCGGUACAUUCCUGGUCCAAGAAAUAUCGCAGAUACACUUUUGCGUCUGGUUAAGAAUGACCCUGCUCAACAGUCGCUUGAUUUGGAGGAUGCUUAUGUGAGGUUUGUAGCUAAGGAAGCUACCCCGAUGGCGAUGACAACACGUGAGAUCGAGAGAGCGUCGGAGAAUGAUGCAGAACUGUGUGCUAUAAGAGACUGUCUUGUAAGCCAGCAAUGGCAUCGUAUAGAAUUUAAGCAAUAUUUGCCAGUGCGUACUGAGUUGUGUUCAAUUGUACGCGACCGCGAUGCAGAAAGGAAGGAGAAGGGUAAAAUGUAUUCAGAUAAACGUCGCAUGGCAGCCAAAACCGAUAUUCGUGCAGGUGACCAAGUUCUGUGA
This is a messenger RNA of Saccostrea cuccullata (small rock oyster), 1545 nucleotides long. RefSeq lists its product as uncharacterized. The record is from RefSeq and is a predicted model, not a curated record. NCBI's taxonomy places the organism in Eukaryota, Metazoa, Mollusca, Bivalvia, Ostreida, Ostreidae. The coding region runs from base 1 to 1545 and encodes 514 amino acids. The transcript has 4 exons.